GUUGAACUACUUUGAGGCACUGUUUUGUUUCGUGGCUUUAAAAUAAGAUUGAAAUUGUUGACAAGACACGAGACGGUGGCUUGGAGAAAUUCGAGAACUAUAUAAAACAAGAAUGUUGGAGGGAGUUUUAGAGAUGUGUUUGUGUUCGAUUCUCAUCGUGUCAGGAUGGCCACCGGGACAAGCAAGGCCUUACAUUAAAGAUUUAAGAUGGUCAGCUGGACAAUCAGAGACGUCCAUUAAAGAAAACGCAACAGAUGAUGACAACACGACGCUCUUGAACAUUCGGCAUAAGCAUCUCCAAGGCCAACAGAAAGUCAAAGCAAUGACAGUCGAUGACGAAUCAAACUUGGGGGACGAAGAAGAAAACCCGGAGAAUGGCAGAGAGAACAAAAGAGAGAAUGACGCAGAGGUUGACACAGAGGUUGACACAGAGGUUGACAAAGGGGGUUGUACAGUUUCUGGUCUCUGUGAUGAUACAAAUAGCAGUGAGCCUGUUUAUUCUACUGCAUUGGUUGUGUAUGAAGAGUAUAAUGACGAUUACCACAAUAACGACAUGAUAUCGGAAGUAGACCAUGAAGCAUCAGAACAAUAAGAUACGCAAGAUCACUCCGACGCGGGCACGUUGCCCUGCCUCAUCGUGGCGCCCGCGUGGAAACGGCCAUAAGAGGAAGUGGCUAGGCUAAAUGGGUAGCAAAACAUGACUCCCGUGGGGAUGCCCACGGGUAGACGAGAGUCAACCCAUAGCACGGGCGGGGUUGUAAAAAAGUCCCCACGAACACGUCCCACAUCCAUGCGCUGUUCCUCAAAGGGACCGUUACAUCAAUGGCGGUUCCCACACAGCUAGCUUGGUACAACGAAGGAAAAUGACGAUGGCUCCCGGUGCCCUAGGCCUUCGGCCAUGUGCAGCCAAGCAUGCGUCGGGGCCAAAGGCAUUGGAAACAGCAAUGUUUUACAUAGGCAUUGACUCGGGUCCCUCUCAAACAGAACUGUGUUCCCACAGGUUUGUUUUUUUUUACUGUUCGGCUGGACGACCAAACAGGUUUUUUUUCAAACUUAGAGCUCGAAGAGCCUUCGGCUCAGCUCUUUGGACAUCAACAAGAUCACUCCGAUAACUCUUCCCGUCUGCAGUGAUCUAGAGGAGAUAAGCGUGGCCAAUAAGCUAUGAUCAAUCAAAAUACAACUAUCAAAAUGUUUUGAACUUUAGAAUCGACGAUUAAAUAACAGGAUAAUU
Molecule: messenger RNA, 1231 nt
Organism: Biomphalaria glabrata
Lineage: Eukaryota; Metazoa; Mollusca; Gastropoda; Planorbidae
Exons: 3
Coding region: 113-592 (159 amino acids)
Source: RefSeq, a predicted model, not a curated record